AGUACAACAGGUUCGAUUUGAGCGCAGCUUUACUGCGAGCAGCAUGACCAAGUUGUGUGACUUGCUAGGCUCGCGCCCGGAGGUAACGUACGGGUGCAUGUACACCAAGCACAAGACGCAGAAGCGCAAGAUCUGGCAAGAUGGAUUUGUGACGCUCUACGCGUCGCGAAGACUCGUCGUGUACGCGGAAGACGAAGGAAAGGCAGGGAAAGCCAUUGACGAGGCCAAGUUGACUCCAUUCGAUUGGGAUCGCAAGGACGAAGAGCACUUCGAGACGUCCAAAUUCCUAGUGGAGAUCGUCAAUGAGACUCCCAUCAGCUUCACUCCGUCCAUGCAGACAGCCACCUCAGCCAGUGCGAACGUCAGCUUCGAAGCUGCUAGUUCAGUCCAACAAUCAACUGCUAAUGGGGCUGGAGCACGUCCGAGGCCUCCUUCUGGACUGGGAGGCAGACCACGUUUCUCGAACUCCAAGUUCCGCACGCCGCUCAGUCGUGGCCCAUCGCGGCUCGCCAGACCCGGCGCAACAGGCCGAGCUGGACACCCGUACAAUCGUAACGCACCUGCCAGUGUGCCAACUCCACCAACUGCAGCGUCCAGCCCAACCUUCGACUUCGUUCGUAACCCGACGUCCGAGUGGAAGUACAUCCCAAACGCCAUCAACCGCACUCGUACGUCCUCCUACUUUGUACUCACAUGGAGGCAUACAUGCUAA
Phytophthora nicotianae INRA-310 is the source of this 712-nucleotide messenger RNA. RefSeq lists its product as hypothetical. The transcript has 2 exons. The record is from RefSeq and is a predicted model, not a curated record. The coding region runs from base 44 to 712 and encodes 222 amino acids. NCBI's taxonomy places the organism in Eukaryota, Oomycota, Peronosporomycetes, Peronosporales, Peronosporaceae.